GGAGAGCGGCGGGGACCCGCGGGCGUGCGCCACGCCGCACCUCGGGGCGCCCGCUGCGAUUAGCUCCCCCGGCAGGCCCGGAGGGCGGACGCUCCUUCCCCGCGCGUCUCCUCCUCCCUCGGCCUUUUUUAAGGGGCGCCCCGCAGGCGGAGCUGUCAGCCACCCCGGGGUCCUCUGCACUUGGCGGGGGGCUCGCCCGCGUGACACCCGGGGGCGGGCGCUGAACUAGCCGCGGCUCCCCGGGACCUGCACGUUGGAGAGCCGCGCUGAGCUCCAGGCUCCGUCGGGUGGACCUGGCGACGGCCCGCGAUCGGGACGCUGCCCGGCUCGGGGCUUGGUCGUCCGGGGCCCGACGGCCCUCCGAGGGAAGCGGGGUAGGAGGCGGCCCGGGCCCCGGUGCUCCUUAGCGCCAUGAGCCUGGCCCGAGGCGGUGGCAGCCUCGGCGGUGGCCUCCCGCGCGCCCCGGUCCCCUCCUCUCCAUCCCCUAGCACCAUGCCGUCCUCGGGCCAGCGGAGUCCGCGGCGCAGCCCUCGCCCCCUGCCCGGCCGCUGCUGAGCCAGGAGGAGCGUGUGUCCGGUCGCGGGCUCAGCCGGCCGCUCGGGGGAGGCGGAACCGUGGUCCCCGGAGUCUCGGCUCCGCCCUCCGGCUCUCCAGCCGCCACCGGGCGCCGGGGCGGCGAUGGGGGCGCUGCUGGUGCUCUGCGUCCUCGUGGGCUCGCUGCGCUGGGGCCUGGCGGGCGCCCAGCAGCCCGGGGAAUACUGCCACGGCUGGGUGGACGCCCAGGGCAACUACCACGAGGGGUUCCAGUGCCCCGAGGACUUCGACACGCGGGACGCCACCAUCUGCUGCGGCUCGUGCGCGCUGCGCUACUGCUGCGCCGCCGCCGACGCCAGGUUGGAGCAGGGCGGAUGCACCAAUGACCGCGGGGAGCUGGAGCAUCCCGGCAUCACCGCGCAGCCUGUCUACGUCCCCUUCCUGAUCGUCGGCUCCAUCUUCAUCGCCUUCAUCAUCUUGGGCUCUUUAGUGGCUAUCUAUUGUUGCACCUGUCUGAGGCCCAAGGAACCCUCCCAGCAGCCAAUCCGCUUCUCCCUCCGCAGCUACCAGACAGAGACCUUGCCCAUGAUCCUCACCUCCAGCAGCCUCAGAGCGCCUUCCAGGCAGUCCAGCACGGCCACCAGCUCCAGCUCCACAGGAGGCUCUGUCCGAAGAUUCUCCUUUGCCAGGGCUGAGCCAGGCUGCCUGGUGCCCUCGUCACCCCCACCUUACACCACUGGCCAUGCCAUACACCUAACCCAGCCAUCCGGUUUCCUGGUGUCACCCCAAUAUUUUGCAUACCCUCUCCAGCAAGAGCCCCCAUUACCUGGGAAGAGCUGUCCAGAUUUCAGCUCUAGUUGAUGGGGCGUUGAACAGGCCACACAGUGAAAUGGCAGCCAGGUGGAGUGUUGCUGUCUUGGCUAACCCACGCUCAGUUCCGAGGAGAUUUGGGGUAACCCGUCAGCAUCGUUGAAGAGAGGUCUAGAAAGAUACAGCACUUUUUUUUUUUUGUCUUGAGAUCCUUCACUGCAAUGACAGGAGGUCUGACUUUGCAAACUUGAUGAACAUGACAGCUUAUUCUCCUUUUGCUAAAGCAUCCAGCAGUCUGAUGUUCAGUUAGCAAAUUGAAGUAAAAAAAAAAACAAAAAACAAAAAACAAAAAAACUUACUGGACAAUUCAGCUAUCCUUUGUAGAACAGUGCCCUGCCCCGUGUUCCUUUUCCUGUGUUGGUUGAAUUAUAGUACAAAUAUACUUUAAUAAGGAAGAACAUACACUUAAUUGUAAUUAUAAAGGUGCACUUAAAAAUUAACUGUUAAGUAAACCUGAGGGGGCAGUGAACUGCCUAUUUAUACUUUUGGGAGCGACCUAACUGUAAGUAAUACUAGUAUGAUGAGAACAUUCACUUCUCAGAUUAACAACAAAUUUUGUUUAAAAUACAAGUUUUCUUUUUCCAAAACAUAAGGUUUCAGUAAUCACAUGGGAAGCUUAAAGUUUUAAAUAUAUGCUCAGACAUUUGUUGUGACACAGAUUCUGUGUGAAAGCACUUCCCCCACCAACCUGAGGGAAUAUUUAUUGUAGACUUUUUUGUCGUUGUUGUUCAGCAAUAUUAGUGUUUAAAGUGAAAGUUGGACAAUUGGGUCUUAAAACAUGUAUUUGUAUAAAGAGGUUAUAUAUAAAUGUGAAGAACUGUAAUUUAAUUUACUUACCAAAUUGACAGCACUAAUUAUUUAGAAGAUGCACUGUAACUUCUGUGGAAGUUGAAGGCCAGCUGUUAGUGUCAUCAUCAAGCAUUCUACAUUUUAUUUGCCACUGUGUUUUGAUGUCUGAUGACUGCACAUACGGGCCAGGCUAGAAAAAAUAAAUAAAUUUCUCUUGUUUCCUGGGCUUUAUUUGAAAUUUUCAAGUCAAAAUUUUUCAUUUUAUACUCUUAGUGACAAUUCUUUGCUUUCUAUAAAGAGGAAAUAUCAUUAUCCCACACUCUAUCCU
Molecule: messenger RNA, 2521 nt
Organism: Meriones unguiculatus (Mongolian gerbil)
Lineage: Eukaryota; Metazoa; Chordata; Mammalia; Rodentia; Muridae
Gene: Shisa3
Product: shisa family member 3
Exons: 2
Coding region: 679-1395 (238 amino acids)
Source: RefSeq, a predicted model, not a curated record